CGAUGAUCUGUUCCAUCGUGUUGAUCUGCGUGUUGGAAAGAUUCUUAAAGUAGAAUCCCAUGGAGAAGCAGGACAUCUCUACAUUGAGCAAGUGGAUCUUAACAUGGAACCAACCGAGACCCUGCCAAACCCUCGAACUAUUGUAAGCGGCCUGGCCCCAUAUAUGCCGAAAGAAUCUUUGUUGAAUAAAUACGUGGUUGUAGUAAACAACAUGAAGCCAAGCAAAUUUAGAGGCGUAUUAUCACAAGGAAUGUUGUUAGCUGCUGGUAAGGGUGACAAGGUUGAGUUACUUCAUCCCCCAAGCACAAGUCAGUUGGGCGAGCGUGUGUACCUCUCUAAAGUAAACAUGGGGACCGCCGAUCCUGUUCUCAAGCCAAAACAGCGCGUGUUUGAACAAGUUUCACAAGAUCUCAAGACCAAUGGAUCUCGGAUAGCAACCUACAAAGGACACGAAUUACUUACCAGUGCUGGGCCAGUAGCAUGUGAAAGUAUUGUUGAUGGACAGAUAUCGUAAUUAAUUUGUAGGGUGGUGAUUCUAUGAUAGCUCUCAUGAUAAUACCAGACCCUUCUUCUGUAUAGAAAAAACACAAUAAACUUGUAGACUUGUACUGUGACUAU
Messenger RNA from Phycomyces blakesleeanus NRRL 1555(-), 618 nucleotides. RefSeq lists its product as hypothetical. The record is from RefSeq and is a predicted model, not a curated record. The coding region runs from base 104 to 514 and encodes 136 amino acids. Lineage: Eukaryota; Fungi; Mucoromycota; Mucoromycetes; Mucorales; Phycomycetaceae. The transcript is spliced from 3 exons. Gene Ontology annotation, molecular function: tRNA binding.